CUCUGCUCCCAAAGCCCAGUCACUCAGAAGAAGCCGAAGCCUGUUCAGUGACCAUCUUUGCAUGCAUGACACCAAUUUUUCACUCAAAAUAAAUGUGUUUUUUUUCUGAGAUUCAUUGCAUUUCAAUUCUUUGUGUGUUGUUUCUUCACUCAUUUUAGGUUUCUGAAGUAGCAAGUGUUCCCAUAAAUCCUUUGAAAAAUCAAGUUAUAACGCAUGAUGGGUUUGUUUAAUUCACCAACGCCUACAAAAGAACGAGGUUUUGGAUCUUCCUCCAACUCUAGCAGAGCUUGUGGUGCGUUAGUGCCUCAUAUUUUUCCAAAUGAAGUUGAAUAUCGUAAUGCCACUGUAAUGCGUGCUAAAAGUGCAUCUGAAUUCAUUAAGCUUAAUGCUCCUAAUAGCAGUGCUAAGGAUAUGCACAAAGUGCCAAGCUUUGGCCAAUCAGUUUCUGCUGCUACUAAUACCAGUGUUUUUGGUAAGAAGAGGAAGUACAUGGAAGAAUGUAAGCCAUUGGUUUCAGUUGAGAAAUGUAGUGGAACUUCCAAAAGAACUAGCAUUAGCUGUACAUAUAAACAAAAUGAGGAUUUUGUGAAUCAAAAUAGUAGAGUUUGCUCUAAGUAUUUCAAACCUAUUGAUAGUCCUCGAAAGAAAGUGGAGGCGGCUUUGAAUCUAUUUAGAGAGUUCUUGAGCAAGCGCAAGAGAGAACUGAAAUCAAAGUCAAAAUUUAAAAGUGGGGCAACCAACACUGCUUAUAGAGCAGCAGCAAUGGAUCUUCGAUGGGAACGAAAAUGGGUUAACGAAGAAAAACGAAUAGGAUCUGUUCCUGGAAUUGAAGUUGGUGACAAGUUUGAGUGUUCAACUGAACUGAAUGUUAUUGGUCUUCAUCGUCAAUUUCAGAAUGGUAUUGAUUUCAUGAUGAAGGAUGGAGAAAAAUUAGCCACAAGUGUUCUUGCUUCCGGUCGUUAUGCCAAUCACAAGAUAUCAUCUGAGGUAUUGGUUUAUUCAGGUCAAGGUGGGAAUCCAAGGGCUGGAAGAAUUGAACCAAAAGAUCAGAAGCUUGAACGUGGAAACCUUGCUUUGAUGAAUAGCAUGGAAACUGGAACUCCUGUAAGGGUAAUUAGAGGCUUUGAAGGUUCUAAGGCUUCGAAAGGCAUGAGAUACAUCUAUGAUGGCUUGUAUGAUGUGGAUAAAGUUACACAAGAACGAGGAGAAUUUGGUAAGCUUGUAUUCAAGUUUGAGUUGAUAAGGAUUCCGGGGCAACCGAAGCUUACCAUAUAGAGGAUGAAUAUGGUAAAUGUUUUCCAGUUUAGCAAUGUUAAGUAGAAGUUUUCUGUUUUGUUUUUGUUUUG
Quercus lobata is the source of this 1346-nucleotide messenger RNA. Its product is annotated as YDG domain-containing protein At5g47150-like. Gene Ontology annotation, molecular function: double-stranded DNA binding; histone methyltransferase activity. The record is from RefSeq and is a predicted model, not a curated record. The coding region runs from base 214 to 1275 and encodes 353 amino acids. The transcript is spliced from 3 exons. NCBI's taxonomy places the organism in Eukaryota, Viridiplantae, Streptophyta, Magnoliopsida, Fagales, Fagaceae.